Molecule: messenger RNA, 1590 nt
Organism: Penicillium cinerascens
Lineage: Eukaryota; Fungi; Ascomycota; Eurotiomycetes; Eurotiales; Aspergillaceae
Exons: 1
Coding region: 1-1590 (529 amino acids)
Source: RefSeq, a predicted model, not a curated record
AUGUCUGAAAAAUCCUCCAAACCAAAAAUUCCCCCGCGGGACAAAGACCGCCCCGUUCCAAUGAACUGGGACGGUACGCCCGAGGAAUUAAACACGCAGCUUUGCCUUAUGGAGACCAAGUGCGUCAUAUUCCGACGCAGAAACCAGAAAAAAACAGGAAAUGGCACACUGGAAAUCGGUGCGGACGUGACCAGCUUCCGCAAGUUCGUGCAAAAAGUCGACGAAAUACCUGGGCCGGACUAUGACAACGUUGACGCAAUGCUGGACGACUGCUACCUGCUCGCCUUGAGAAAGACGAUUACGGCAACUGCAUGCAACACAUUCCCUGCCGCUUUCACCGAAAAUGGCCAUGUUCGCCUUGAACGAAAACCCAUCGGCAAACCUCCAGUCGCCGAAGCAUAUGGUGUCAAAUGGUUUUAUGUUGUCGACGGUCGGUACGUUCUGACCGGAGAGAAACUUGCGGAAUACUUCCCAUGGAUUCUUGGAAACAACCGUCCAGAAUCGCUGAAAGCCAAGUUCAAGGGCGGCCCGCGGGAAUCGCCAUUUUCAAUUGGUUUUGUCUCGAUCCCAACAGAAUGGACCUCGGACGAUUACCAAGUCGUGGAAUAUCUGCACCUCCCGAACGGAGAAUGGGUACCUGACCAAACGCAUGAUGCGGACAAGGAAUUUCACACAAUGGUGAAGCAGCAAAAAACGUUUACAACGAUGCGCCAGGAAUUCAACAAGCUGAUAAUCAUCCUGCCCGGAACAAAUGGAGGCACCAUUCGGUUCGUCCCGAUGUGUCGUCAUCCAGACUUCAGACUCUACUGUGGAAACCCGGCCAAGAUCACGCAGACCAAAAUGGUCCCACUUGGCGGUUGCGACAACUAUGAGGCUCUCAAGCAGCUGAACUGGCCCGGGGUCCCCAAAUCUAGCAGCAAAGUUGUCAAGCAGCCUGCUUCGAUGCGUGCCACUUCUAAACUCGGUCGGCUGUCCAGUUUGAACUCGUCUCUGAAAGGACAUACCCCCAAUCCGGUUCCAAGCGGAAGAAAGAGAGCUGCGCCUACCAACGUUGUCGAGCAGGAGCGGGACCAUAAAGUCAAGCACCUCGGAGAAUGGGCCCUGAGUUCGACAGAUGCACAGCAGUCCAUGAUACACGAGGUCCUGAUGAACCUAGCGAACCAAAACGAUAUGGAAAUGAUGAUUGCCCUUGGCAAAGCGGUCGAGGCGCGUGCGAAACUAGCCAGAGCGGUCCAAGCUAAACAGACUAGCUUGCUGUUCGAGCUAGCUCAAAAUUUCCGGGACGCAACAGACGAGACCUUGGCAAAGAUCGAGAUUCGCCGCCACCGCAACCGCCGUGGUGCGGCGGCAUGUCACCACGUCCUGUUCGGUUUGCAACUCCCAGCCAUACCGACAGGGAUCCAGGAGACUUCCGCGGUCCAGGACACUGCACACUUCCUACGCCAAGACGAAGCAAAUGUCCCAGGCCUGAACGACCUGUUCCAAGCGGCCCAACCUAAAGCCAAGAACGAACUUAGCGAGGAAAAAUCAAGCGAGAAGGAUGAAGAAGAGAGCUACCGCAGUCCGACGCAAAGCGCGGAUGAGCAGUAA